Molecule: messenger RNA, 519 nt
Organism: Rubroshorea leprosula
Lineage: Eukaryota; Viridiplantae; Streptophyta; Magnoliopsida; Malvales; Dipterocarpaceae
Source: the annotation of a GenBank genome assembly
GAACACGGCUGGCAACAGCAACGGCAGCAGCAGCAGCAGCAACAGAAGUAGCAACAGCUGUUGUUGCUGCUAAUUCAACUGGCAUGGAGCUAGAGUUACCAGUGGAUCCAAAUGAGCCCACAUACUGUUUCUGCAACCAAGUCAGCUUUGGUGAGAUGGUGGCAUGUGAUAACCCUGAUUGCAAGAUAGAAUGGUUUCAUUUUGGAUGUGUUGGUCUUAAAGAACAACCAAAAGGAAAAUGGUAUUGUUCAGACUGUGCUGCUGCAAAAAAUCGCCGCAAAAGCAGAUGAUGCUGAAUUUUUAUUUAUACAACCUUGAUGUCGAAGUUUAUAUUUUGCAAUGACUCUGGUAUGAUGUCAACUUUUAUCAUAUCGUUGUGUGUUAUUUCAUGUUUUAGGAACUUCUAUGGGUAUAUUUAAGAUGCGUUAGUAUUUCAAUUGUAUACUUGUAUGACUUAUUUAAAAGAAUUUUGCAGGAAGAUUAGGAGACUCUUUCAGUACAUAAAAUUAUAUUUCUUCC